Lactuca virosa is the source of this 258-nucleotide messenger RNA. Lineage: Eukaryota; Viridiplantae; Streptophyta; Magnoliopsida; Asterales; Asteraceae. The record is from the annotation of a GenBank genome assembly.
AUGGCGGGUUUUUGGGCGAUGGCUUUGAAUGGUUGUGCUGGAUGUGAUUGGAAGAAGGUUUUUGUCGAUGAAUUCGUUAUGGAAACGCUUCAUUUUGGCGAUGUUGUUGAAGGGGGUUGUGGUGGCGAUGGUGCCAUGAGUUUUGGUGCGUAUGAGAAAGGGCCACGAGAUCUCGGUAGCGGGUUUACUAUUUGCGGUGAUAAACCGCAAAACCCUGGUGUAGGGUUUGGGCGGAGGAAGCCAACCAAGACUGUUUAA